AUGAGCCCGCUCCUGUUUUCGACCAUCGAAGUCACUCGACAGGUCUUUCACCGUACGGCCUUGUCCUUUGCCAUUGUGAACCUAAAACCCAUAGUCCCUGGCCAUGUUCUUGUCUGUCCAAUACGCCCGGUGCCUCGACUAUCCGACCUUAAUCCGACCGAACUUACAUCGUUGAUGAUCUCCGUUCAACGCGUCGGUCGCGUAAUCGAGCGUGAAUACCACGCUGAUGGACUUACUGUAGCAUGUCAGGAUGGCAGAGCAGCAGGUCAAACGAUACCGCAUGUACAUUUUCACCUGCUGCCUCGCAAGUAUGAAGGUGAUGCUUUCGAGGGACGGAGCGAUGAUGUGUAUCCUGCCCUCGAACGAGCCGAGGGUAGUCUUCCUAAAGACUUGACAUCGGCAUCGUCGGAGCAAAAGCCUGCACGAUUCAAGGUUGAUGCAGACGAAGAUAGGAAACCAAGGACUAUGGACGAGAUGGAGAAAGAGGCUAAAUGGUUGAGCUCGUUCUUCAACCCAGACGGGACUGCGAAGGAGUAG
This is a messenger RNA of Stereum hirsutum FP-91666 SS1, 537 nucleotides long. Its product is annotated as HIT-like protein. The transcript is spliced from 3 exons. Bases 1 to 537 code for a protein of 178 amino acids. The record is from RefSeq and is a predicted model, not a curated record. Gene Ontology annotation, molecular function: catalytic activity. Lineage: Eukaryota; Fungi; Basidiomycota; Agaricomycetes; Russulales; Stereaceae.